CAUCAUGUGUCAAAUGUUAUGACAUAUUAUGACAUUUCUUAUCAAAACAAAUAACAUCAAUAGUAGAAUAUUUAUUAUAAUUUACGUGUUGUUAUCAUAAAUUUAAUAAAUACGAUUAUUUUUAUUCUCGGUAAACUAUUUGUAAAUGAAUGUCUAAUUAUGAUAAUCUAAUGACGUGCAUUUCACUAAUGAUUUGAGUCAUGUUGGAGGGACUAGGUAAGCGCAUUAUCAUUUCUAUGACUCAGUGCUGAAGUUUAUUUCAAAUGCAGCACACACUGCAGAAAGAUAAGCCGAUAUUUUGAUUCAGUUAAAUUCAUACAUAGGACUAAAGAUUUCGAGUGCAGUGAACUUAGCGGUUGAGUGUUUACAUCAGUGUGCAACAUGACUCGAGUCGCGACGUACGUUUUUAUAGACUUUGAAACCACGAGCCUCCCUAAAGAGGAUCAUAAUAGAACGCGUAUCACAGAGUUGUCAUUUAUAGCGGUGAAACGUGCUCAUAUCCUCGACACUGAAAUCGGUGACGCGCCGCGCGUUCAGCAAAAAGUCACUCUCUGUCUUUACCCUGGAAGAAUGAUAUGUCCAACAAGCACAAAAAUCACAAAAUUGAGUAAUGAAUUACUUGAACAUGAAACAAAAUUUAACGAUAAUGUAUAUAAUAUAUUAAACACUUUCCUAAACAUACUCACUAAACCUGUGUGUUUAGUUGCUCAAAAUGGCCUCAGAUUUGACUUUCCAAUACUCAAAAACCACUUAGAUAAGUUGGGUAAGUGUUUUCCAGAAGAUCUUCUAUGUGCUGACAGCUACCACUGUUUCUUUGAUAUAUUAGAAUGCCCAGAAGAUAAUAAUACUAUAAAUAUGAACAAUCAAUCGACAACAUCAAUAGAUAAAACAUUCCUUGAAGAAAAUUUACUUCAAAAAAAUACAUUGGAGAUGAAAUCAAUCAAUGAAUCAACACCUAAACGAAGGAUCAACAAUGGCAGAAUGGAACCGGUAAAUCGUGAGAAAUUAAAAAGAAGAUUUGUGUGGAGCGAUGGUGAGAGACCAAAGAAGGGAUAUAAAUUGGGACAGAUAUAUGAAAAGUUAUUAAAAACACCAAGUAUAGACGCUCAUCAAGCUGAAGCUGAUUCUUUCAUGACAUUAAAAUGUGCAGUGGCUGUGAAAAAUAAGUUUGUAGAUUGGGUUGAUAACAAUUUUCUGCAUUUUUCCGAUAUAAAACCGAUGACAAUUGGUAUACCGAUUGGUGAAUAAUAAUUGUGAUGAUUUUAAUUUAUAGCAUAAGUUUUUAUAUUAUUAUUUUAUUUUCAAGCUAUAAUUUAGUUUUAAUACAUUUUAUAUUAUG
Messenger RNA from Colias croceus (clouded yellow), 1339 nucleotides. Its product is annotated as three-prime repair exonuclease 1-like. The record is from RefSeq and is a predicted model, not a curated record. Gene Ontology annotation, biological process: DNA catabolic process. Gene Ontology annotation, cellular component: cytoplasm. Bases 382 to 1248 code for a protein of 288 amino acids. NCBI's taxonomy places the organism in Eukaryota, Metazoa, Arthropoda, Insecta, Lepidoptera, Pieridae. The transcript has a single exon. Gene Ontology annotation, molecular function: 3'-5'-DNA exonuclease activity; nucleic acid binding.